AUGGAUGUCAGGUGUUUGGAUCGCCCACCUGGGCACAAUUAUAUAAUCUCCUCCGAGUAUGUAAAAGGGCGGCAGCCAAGAACGACGGGGCAGAAGGAGGUGGAGAACCAGCAGUGGAUGCAGCGCGGAAGAGACAGAGAAAGAGGGAGCAGCGAAGAGAAGCUGAAAAGCGACCCAACGUGGACUGAAGUUGUCACAGGAGCCACAUCUGGAAUAGGUAAAGCUUAUGCCUUAGAGUUGGCACAAAGAGGCCUGAAUGUCGUUUUAGUGAGCAGAUGUGACGAGAAGCUUCGACAGGUGGCCAAAGAGAUUGAGGGUCAGUAUGGACAAAAAACUUGCACCAUUCGAGUGGACUUCACACACAAACACAACAUUUAUCCUUUCAUUGCCAAACAACUACAAGACAUGGACAUCGGAAUACUAGUAAACAACGUGGCAAUGUCCUACUCUGAUGAUUUCGCCUCAUUCCUCGAAAUUCCAAAUGCUGAGCAGAAAAUCACUGAGGUCAUCAACUGUAACACACUUUCUGUGGCUCAGACCACAAGGUUAGUUCUUCCUGGCAUGCUUAAAAAAAACAAAGGCUUGAUCAUAAAUAUUUCCUCCCAAGUGGGGAUCCAUGCACAGCCUUUGUUGGCCCUUUACUCCGCUACUAAGGCGUUUGUGAUUUAUUUCUCCCAGUGUCUGCAUGCUGAGUACAAGUCAAAGGGGAUUACUGUGCAGUGUGUUAUGCCCUUCCUGGUGUCCACCAACAUGAACAAAAUGAAAAGCAGCUGCUGGGUGAAGAGUGCAGCGUCUUACGCCCGAGAGGCCUUGAACACAGUCGGCUACUCCAACUACACCAGUGGUUGUCUUGUACACGCAAUGCAGAGUUUUGCUUUUGGACUUCUUAUGCCCGACUGGCUCCGCUUGUCCUCGGCCUUUGUGGCAAAGUUGCACCAUGCUGCUCAGAAGAGAAAAGCCCACAGAGGAGCAGGCAAGGAUGAUUGUACACUGGAAGGAAUGGAGGACUAACUAAUGGUCACUCGUCUGCAACAAAAAACACAUUACUUAUUUAAGAUGAAUGACUUUGAGGAUCCUUUUACUGUAUUCUAAUUACGAGAUACAAUCCUCCUGAGGCCCAGCAAUGCUUUUUCUCAAAGACAAGCC
Messenger RNA from Entelurus aequoreus (snake pipefish), 1146 nucleotides. RefSeq names its product very-long-chain 3-oxoacyl-CoA reductase-like. The record is from RefSeq and is a predicted model, not a curated record. NCBI's taxonomy places the organism in Eukaryota, Metazoa, Chordata, Actinopteri, Syngnathiformes, Syngnathidae. Bases 1 to 1011 code for a protein of 336 amino acids. Gene Ontology annotation, cellular component: endoplasmic reticulum. The transcript has 12 exons. Gene Ontology annotation, molecular function: oxidoreductase activity.